AACUCUGAAUGAUAGAUAAAUUCACCCUCGAAACCACAUUUACCAUUGCUAUUUUUCUUCACAUCGAUCACCUCCUCUUUACAAUUUACACCAUACCUUCCUUAAUUUCUCACAAAAAUUUCACUCUCUAAAAUGGAGAAUUACCCACCACUAUUUCCAUCAUCAUUAUCGUCUCAUGAGUUUUCAUUAAUGAAUAAGAAGAGGAGUAAUACUCAUGCAAAAGAGGUUUUAUUAUUCCAAGGAAAGAACAACGGGUUCUUGGGGCUAAUGGCAAGCAUGGAAACUCCGAGCGGUGUAACAAAUAGUUUUGAGGACGAUGUGAUGAAAUCGUGUAAGAAGAAGGGAGAGAAGAAGAUUAAGAAACCAAGGUACGCUUUCCAAACAAGGAGCCAAGUGGAUAUUCUUGAUGACGGUUAUAGAUGGAGGAAAUAUGGACAGAAGGCUGUCAAGAACAACAAAUUCCCAAGGAGCUACUACCGAUGCACGCAUCAAGGAUGUAACGUGAAGAAACAAGUACAAAGGUUGUCCAAGGAUGAAGGAGUAGUGGUAACUACUUAUGAAGGCAUGCAUUCACAUCCCAUUGACAAGUCUACCGAUAACUUUGAGCAGAUUUUGAGUCAGAUGCAAGUCUAUGCUUCCUUCUAAAUAUUUAUUUAUUUACCAUCAAUGCCUAAGGCAUAAAUACACUGGGUAUGUUGUUGUUGCAAUGCCUAAGACAUAUAUCUAUAUAUUAGUUACCUGUAAAACAAUACUGCAGUUGUGUACAUGCAUUUUAAACAUAGACGCAACUUCAUUUGGGAGUUUCAUUUUGUCAUUGUGUAUUUAAGAACUAAAAACAACGCUGCUAUUUUUUCGUUUUAUGCAAUUUGCAUCCAAUUCUGCUCA
Molecule: messenger RNA, 885 nt
Organism: Capsicum annuum
Lineage: Eukaryota; Viridiplantae; Streptophyta; Magnoliopsida; Solanales; Solanaceae
Product: probable WRKY transcription factor 75
Exons: 2
Coding region: 133-645 (170 amino acids)
Biological process (GO): regulation of DNA-templated transcription
Molecular function (GO): sequence-specific DNA binding; DNA-binding transcription factor activity
Source: RefSeq, a predicted model, not a curated record